This is a messenger RNA of Bubalus bubalis (water buffalo), 1164 nucleotides long. Its product is annotated as translation initiation factor IF-2-like. The transcript is spliced from 4 exons. The record is from RefSeq and is a predicted model, not a curated record. Lineage: Eukaryota; Metazoa; Chordata; Mammalia; Artiodactyla; Bovidae. The coding region runs from base 1 to 1164 and encodes 387 amino acids.
AUGAAAGCCGGAAAGGCCAAACCUCACCACCCAGAAAUCCUCACCUGGGGGCGGCGGAAAAGGGAUGUUGCUUCCGACGCCCCGGAAGCCUCUGCCACCGAAUCCCCAGGGUGGUGGAAGGCCUCAGCGGCGGCCAGAGGCAGAGGAAAGGCAGCAAAAGAUUUCGGCCUGAAACCAAUACACUUGACCGCGCCUGGGGAGGGAAGUAAAUCAGCCGUCGCUCAGAAAGAACUCAGAAUAAAGGGAAAAAGAGGAAAAAGAGUUCUUCAGACCGUUCCGCUGCCCAACUUCCUCAGAGACCGGGCAGCCGCCCGAGACCUCACUUACCCUCGGCGCCUGGCGGGUGCUUUAGCCUCGGGCCGCCUCCGCCUCUCCCGCUCCCAACGGCCCACGGGCGGGCGCCGGAGCCCCGCGCGGGAGAACGGGGCCGGCUGGAAACCCGGUGGAGGGGGGGGAGGAGUGGCGGCACCGCAACUUCCCUCCCCGCCUCGAGCGCCGCCGGCCGGGCCCGGGCCUAGGCCUCCCUGGCUGUCGCCGCCGCUGGAGCUGGUACCGGAGCCCGCUACGUGCCCCCUAUGGGCCGCCGUCGCCUCCUGCGCCGCCGCUUCCGUCGGUGAAUGGUCAGCGCUAGAGUUUGAACAGGGCCCUGAACCAUCUCAACGCCAUUUGCGCUCCCGGCCCCCACCUCCUUCCUCCAACAGCCGCUCGCUCCGUCACUCCGCUUCCCACAGGCCCCGCGCGACCGCCCGACCCCGCAGCCAAUCGCGCGGCUGCUUACUCAAACCGCCGCGCAGGCGCCGCGCCCCGCAUGGUCCGGCGCCCGCCAUUGGUCCGGCCGUGGGGCCCGACGGGAGUUGUAGUCCCGGUCCGAGAGGUCUAGGUGCUGAGAGCCCGACGCGGGAGCGGGCAGCGGGCGGAGCGGUUGUGGCUGGCCUGGCCGGCCUCGGCUCGCGAGCGAGCGAGUUCCAGCUCCUGGCCCCGCCGGGAGACGCAGGUGCAGCGGAGGAGGACUGGGGGCUCAGUGCAGGCGGCUGUGUCAAUCGUUUCCCCUCCAGGGACUCGCCGGUGUCUGGGGACGGUGGGUUGUGCAGCUGCGCCGGGCCUGCUGGAGUCGCCGCCUGGGAGCCGGGAGACCGGGAGCUCGCGGCUCGGAGCGGCUCUUGA